CAGUAAGUACAGGUGUUGGUACAGUACCGACAAGUGCAAGGAUGAAGACGACAUCGCCUUGUCCUUGUUACCCAAGAGCCUACAGUCGAAGCAUCCUCAAAUGCAAUGGACACUUCCAUGCGAAGCAAAUUUAAAGUGGUAAAAGCUGUAUUCCUGCUGGUGGUAGUCACCGGACUCUUUCUCAAUCUGUUGCAGGUUUCCAAGCUGAAAGAUGUUCCUUCUCCCAACCAAAGCGGUCGUCGCGCCCAAAUUGAUCCGGUUAGUAGGUCAACGAUAAAGUACAAGCCAAAGGGCUUUGCCAAGCGUUCAAUGAAGCAUGCGAAUGUCUUGGUGAAAGCCGGUGAUUUCGUGUACUCAGAAGCCGGAUGGGAUUCCUCUCCGAUUGUCAUUGAGUCGCAUAAACUAGUUUUCUUCACUGUCCCCAAAGCAGGUUGCACUGUUUGGAAACAGCUUUUUCGAAGAAUGAUGGGCUUCCAAGACUGGAAGACGCAGAGCUCACAGGAUGAUUCUAGACAGAUACCACACAACCCCAAGCACAAUGGACUUAGAUAUCUGCAUCAAUACAGCCUCAGAGAAGCAAAUGAGAUUAUGACAUCACCAAAAUACACUCGGGCCAUCUUUGUUCGAGACCCCAAGGAGAGAUUUCUCUCAGCUUUUCUUGAUAAGGCAUUGAGUAAUGAUGGCAGUCAUGUCCAAGCCAAGUGCUGCCCUGGUGGUGAUUGUGUCAAAGAAGCCCAAAAAUUUCCAGGCUUCAUCAAGCUAGUCCUGAAUGGAUGCAGCAAUCCCCACUGGGAUAGUCAAAGUCGCAGAAUGGAGCCCAAAUAUUGGAGGCACCUUGACUUUGUUGGCCACAUUGACAAUGCUGCAGCAGAUGCCAAGAAGCUUUUGCAGCAAAUUGGGGCCUGGGAUGACUUUGGAAAAAGUGGGUGGGGGGCCAAUGGUGAUAAGGCAGUUUUUGAGAGCAAAGCAACCGAUGUUUCUCAUGCCACUUGGUCCAAGUACAAGAUGUGGAAACAUUACACCCCAGAGCUGGAAACCAUUGUGGAAAACUUCUUUGCAGCAGACUACACGACUCCAGUGCUGAAUUUAACACGCAGCAGGUUGUACUAGCUAGUUGUUGAGAGAUGGGAUGCCUCACUACGGUGAGUGCAGUAUGGUAAAAUGGCGAGUGCAACUUGAUUGAGUGACGUUGCGGGUGCGCUUGUAGUGCGACAGAACCUCUCGAAGGCAGUCAAAUGCGCGUCGACAUCACGAUGUUCCUUCCGCUCGGAUUGGCCUCGCAAAACUAUGUUUGCUCAAAUCAUGCAUAAAAAGUACGGAGAGAGGUAUUAACAUACGGUACCGUGCUCCACUGCUGGAAAUUUGUUUUACAUCUUUACUAACUAGAAGUAACUCCCAAACUACAGUGCAAGCAGAGUUUGGUCAAAUGCUACAGUACUAGCAGCUACGAAGAUAUGUUGUUGACGU
Messenger RNA from Seminavis robusta, 1467 nucleotides. The record is from the annotation of a GenBank genome assembly. NCBI's taxonomy places the organism in Eukaryota, Bacillariophyta, Bacillariophyceae, Naviculales, Naviculaceae.